Messenger RNA from Archocentrus centrarchus (flier cichlid), 2052 nucleotides. RefSeq names its product cholinergic receptor, nicotinic, alpha 9a (gene chrna9a). Gene Ontology annotation, biological process: monoatomic ion transmembrane transport. Gene Ontology annotation, cellular component: postsynaptic membrane. Lineage: Eukaryota; Metazoa; Chordata; Actinopteri; Cichliformes; Cichlidae. Bases 285 to 1946 code for a protein of 553 amino acids. Gene Ontology annotation, molecular function: transmembrane signaling receptor activity; acetylcholine-gated monoatomic cation-selective channel activity. The record is from RefSeq and is a predicted model, not a curated record. The transcript has 7 exons.
CGCGUGUGAGUGUGUGUGUGUGAUAGCCCCAGGUCCUGUUCCAGUAGCGAUUACACACAGAGAGACAGUGACAGAGACGAACUGCGACUAACAACUAGCGAAGCAUUGAGAGCUUCUGACAGGAUGUAAGAUUUCGAGAAUUUUCUGUGGUCUCGGCUGGCUCAGCUUCAGCGAGGGAGAAUGGAGAAUGGAGAUCAGAAUCGAGUGACGCUGGAUUAGGACCCAGGCUGUCCCGGCGACUGCUUUGCUGAAUAAUUGAUCCUUGGGCCUGUGACUGGUUAAGAAUGAGGAAGGCAUUGCUGAUGGUUUGGAUCGGCCUUUUGGUGCGAGUGUCACAUUGUGCUCAGGGUCAUUAUGCCCGUAAACUUCUAAAUGACCUGAUGGAGAACUACUCCAACGCUCUGAGACCCGUAGAGGACACAGACAAAGCCCUCAAUGUCUCCCUGCAGAUCACCCUGUCACAGAUCAAAGAUAUGGAUGAGAAGAACCAGGUGCUAACUACAUACCUGUGGAUCAGGCAGGUCUGGCACGAUGCCUAUCUGAAGUGGGACAAGGAGGAAUAUGAUGACCUAGAAAUGAUCAACAUCCCUAGUGACCUGGUUUGGAAGCCAGACAUAGUCCUCUAUAACAAAGCAGACGAGGAGUCGUCGGGCCCGUCCAACACUAAUGUGAAGCUGCGUUACAACGGAGAGAUCAUCUGGGACUCUCCGGCCAUCACAAAGAGCACUUGUGUGGUGGAUGUCUCCUACUUCCCCUUUGACUGGCAGCAAUGCAAUCUCACAUUUGGCUCCUGGACCUACAAUGGAAACCAGGUGGACAUCAGUUUGGGCAUGGACAGCGGUGACCUGUCUGACUUUGUAGAGAACGUGGAGUGGGAGUGUCACGGCAUGCCAGCGGUUAGAAACGUCAUGAUGUAUGGCUGCUGCUCUGACCCUUACACUGAAAUUACCUACACCCUGCUCCUGAAGAGGCGCUCCUCCUUCUACAUCUUCAACCUGCUCCUGCCCUGCUUCCUCAUCUCAUUCCUGGCCCCACUGGGCUUCUACCUUCCAGCCGACUCGGGGGAGAAAGUUUCCCUGGGGGUGACAGUAUUGCUGGCGCUCACUGUGUUCCAGUUGUUGGUGGCUGAGAGCAUGCCUCCUGCAGAGAGCAUGCCCUACAUAGGGAAGUACUACAUUGCCACCAUGACUAUGAUCACAGCCUCAACUUCUCUCACUAUCUUCAUCAUGAACAUUCAUUUCUGCGGUGCUGAGGCCAAACCAGUCCCUUACUGGGCUAAGGUGCUCAUCAUUGACUACAUGUCAAAAAUCUUCUUUGUCUAUGAAGUUGGGGAAAACUGCACUACGCCAGAGAGCCAGAGGACCCCACUGUAUCCAGAAGAACCCAUGGGUGAUAAGAGCUGCUACCAUGAUGACCGCUUCCAUGAUGGCUUCUACUAUGCUGACAGUGAUCCAUACACGCACAGCAAUGGUCAUGGCGUGCAUCAUCACAAUAGCCAUCACAAAAGACAGGCAAAAGGCAGCACCAAAGGCAGGCAUCACCAUUACAAAAACCAUAGUAACCAAGCUUCCAGGCUGGAGAGGGGUGAGGUGAAGCAUGAGCCCACUCAGCGCUACCAUCACAUCAGGAGGGAUGAACUGGACUACCAGGCCCCUCGGCAUCCACCACACCUCCAACACCUGAAUGGGGGCCUUAAGGACCAGAUCCUCUAUUCCUCAGAGAAGACUCGAAUCCCUGCCUGCCCCUGCUGCUGCCCCUGCAUCCAACAUAAACAGGUGGUGAAGAACAUCGAGUACAUCGCCAACUGUUUCCGUGAGCAGAGAGCUACGUGUAUCAAGGUAGCAGAGUGGAAAAAGGUUGCCAAGGUGAUGGAUCGGUUUUUCAUGUGGAUCUUUUUCGUCAUGGUCUUCCUCAUGAGCAUUCUCAUCAUUGCCAAGGCAUCCUGACAGCUUCUUCAACUUUUUAUCAACACUAACCCUUGUUAUGCCUCAUUUCUACCUUAAUGCAACAUCAGAUGAAGACUUAUUUUGUCUGAAAGAAAGUCAGUAUUGU